This is a messenger RNA of Phodopus roborovskii (desert hamster), 1779 nucleotides long. It is a transcript of the gene Depdc1b, whose product is annotated as DEP domain containing 1B. The transcript has 11 exons. The record is from RefSeq and is a predicted model, not a curated record. NCBI's taxonomy places the organism in Eukaryota, Metazoa, Chordata, Mammalia, Rodentia, Cricetidae. Gene Ontology annotation, biological process: positive regulation of Wnt signaling pathway; intracellular signal transduction. The coding region runs from base 89 to 1678 and encodes 529 amino acids.
CGGAGCCUGCAGGUCUGCGAUUCAAACUGCGGCGCGGCGAGCCCGGGAGCCGGCACCGGCGUUGCCCGGCGACUGCUGCCGGUUGGCGAUGGAGCACCGUAUCGUGGGUCCCGGGCCGUACCGGGCCACCAAGCUGUGGAACGAAACGGUGGAGCUAUUUCGUGCCAGGAUGCCCUUACGAAAGCAUCGCUGCCGUUUCAAGACCUACGAGCACUGCUUCACGGCAGCUGAGGCUGUGGACUGGCUGCACGAGCUUCUGAGGAACAGUCAGAACUUUGGGCCUGAGGUAACUCGCAAACAAACGGUGCAGCUGCUAAAGAAAUUCCUGAAGAAUCAUGUGAUUGAAGACAUCAAGGGGAAGUGGGGUCAGGAGGAUUUUGAAGACAACCGGCACCUCUACAGAUUUCCUCCUUCCUCACCCCUGAAGCCAUAUCCAAAGAGGCCCCUGUAUCAAAGAGAUGUCAUUAAAUUUCCAGAGUGGAAUGAUCCCCCACCAGGCACUUCACAAGAGAACAUUCCAGUGAGGCCGAUUGUGAUGAAUUCUGAGAUGUGGUUCAAGCGCCACAGCAUUGCCAUCGGAGAGGUGCCUGCUUGCCGUCUUGUCCACCGAAGACAGCUGACCGAGGCCAACGUGGAAGAGAUCUGGAAGACUACAACAUUACAGCAUUUACAGAAAAUCCUUGGCCUGGAUUCCUUAGAAGAAGUUUUAAACAUCAAACUUGUCAACUCCAAGUUCAUCAUCCAUAACGUGUAUAGCGUCAGCAAGCAGGGAGUCGUCAUCUUGGACGACAAGUCAAAAGAACUUCCUCAUUGGGUCCUGUCAGCCAUGAAGUGUUUGGCAAAUUGGCCCAACUGCUCAGAUUGGAAGCAGCCUAUGUACUUGGGAUUUGAAAAAGAUGUCUUUAAAACAAUAGCGGAUUACUAUGGCCACCUGAAGGAGCCGCUACUCACCUUUCACCUAUUUGAUGCUUUCGUCAGUGUCCUAGGUUUACUGCAGAAAGAGAAAAUGGCAAUUGAAGCAUUUCAGAUUUGUUGCCUCCUUCUGCCCCCCGAGAACAGGAGAAAGCUACAGCUGUUGAUGAGGAUGAUGGCAAGGAUCUGCGUGAACACAGAGAUGCCACCGCUGUGUGAUGGCUUUGGCACCCGUACUCUGAUGGUUCAGACAUUUUCCCGGUGCAUCUUGUGUUCUAAGGAUGAAGUAGACUUAGAUGAGUUGCUAGCUGCUCGCUUGGUGACGUUUCUGAUGGACAAUUACCAGGAGAUUCUGAAGGUUCCUGUGGGCCUGCAGACCUCCAUAGAAGAGCGUGUGGCUCAUCUGCGAAGGGUCCAGAUAAAAUACCCAGGAGCUGAUAUGGAUAUCACCUUGUCUGCGCCUUCCUUUUGCCACCAAAUUAGUCCCGAGGAAUUUGAAUACCAAAGGGCUUACGGCUCUCAGGAGCCCCUGGCAGCCUUGCUGGAAGAAGUCAUCGCAGACGGGAAACUCUCCAACAAGGAAAAGAAGAAGAAGCUGAAGCAGUUUCAGAAAUCUUACCCUGAAGUCUACCAGGAGCGAUUUCCUACACCAGAAAGCGAAGCACUUCUCUUCCCUGAAAAACCCAAGCCCAAACCGCAGCUGUUCAUGUGGGCGCUGAGGAACCCUUUCCAGCCCUUUCAGAGGACGAGAAGCUUCCGGAUGUGAUGCGCUGACGGAGUUUCAGAGACUUCAGUGGUAGAGACGGUUCUGAGUCAGUCAAGGCUGAAGAAUGCCAAGUCACAAGCAGCGUUCCAGAGAUUCCGUCA